AUGGUGAGUCGAUUGCACUGUGAGAGUGAAUCGUUCAAGAUGGAUCUCAUUUUGGACAUCAAUAUCCAACUCUAUCCAAUGGAAUUGGGGGACAAGUUUCGCCUGGUGUUGGCUUCAACACUUCGUGAAGAUGGAUAUCCAGAUGGAGGUGAAUGGAAUCCCAGUGAACAGACUGGACCUUCCAGAGCAGAUUCCUUUGAAUAUGUGAUGUAUGGAACAAUCUAUCGAAUAGAAGGAGAUGAAGAUCGUCUUGGGGAGCCUGCUUCAAGGCUGGUCCGUUUAAGAAAAGAGUUAGAAAAGAUUUAG
This is a messenger RNA of Darwinula stevensoni, 306 nucleotides long. The record is from the annotation of a GenBank genome assembly. NCBI's taxonomy places the organism in Eukaryota, Metazoa, Arthropoda, Ostracoda, Podocopida, Darwinulidae.